Messenger RNA from Syngnathus acus (greater pipefish), 732 nucleotides. RefSeq names its product troponin I, fast skeletal muscle-like. Lineage: Eukaryota; Metazoa; Chordata; Actinopteri; Syngnathiformes; Syngnathidae. Bases 31 to 603 code for a protein of 190 amino acids. Gene Ontology annotation, cellular component: troponin complex. The record is from RefSeq and is a predicted model, not a curated record. The transcript is spliced from 7 exons. Gene Ontology annotation, biological process: muscle contraction.
UCCCCGUCAUUACUGCUUUUCUUCCCUUCAAUGCUUGAAGCCAAUCACUCCCUCCCUCCAUCAAAAAUGUCGCAAAAGAAAAUGUCUUUGAGUCGCAAACAUCACCUCAAGAGUGUGAUGCUGGCCAUCGCCAAAGGUCACCUCGAGCAGGAGGCCCGGGAGCGAGAGGAGCAGCGGGCACGCUACAUGGCUCAAUGCUGCCCCCAGCUGGUGAUUCCCAACACCAUGCAAGAGCUACAGGAGCUGUGCAGGGAGAUUCACCACAAGACGGACGUGACGGACGAGGAGCGCUACGACCUUGAGGUGAAGGUCAGAAAGGCUAACAAGGAGAUAGAUGACCUCAAGAUCAAAGUGCAGGAUGUGACGGGCAAGUUCAAGAAGCCCACGCUGAGGAAGGUGCGCAUGUCGGCCGACGCCAUGCUCAAAGCGCUGCUGGGCUCCAAGCACACCGUCAACAUGGAGCUCAGGGCCAACCUCAAGCAGGUCAAGAAGGAGGUCAAGGACGAGGACAAAGAGCUGCGCGAUGUUGUGGACUGGCGCAAGAACAUCGAGGACAAGUCGGGCAUGGACGGCAGGAAGAAAAUGUUCGAGGGCGACGCCUAGCGUCCAACUCGACGCCCUCUCAUUGGACGGCUCGCCCCAACACUGGCCGUGGCUACGUGCAAAAAUAUUUGCUCGUUAACCACGGGAGCUUUAAUGCAAUUAAAAAACAAAACAAAUCAUUGAAACUGA